Messenger RNA from Striga asiatica, 1515 nucleotides. Lineage: Eukaryota; Viridiplantae; Streptophyta; Magnoliopsida; Lamiales; Orobanchaceae. The record is from the annotation of a GenBank genome assembly.
UUCAAAAAAAAAAAUAAAAAAAUGGCCACGUCGUGCUUCAACCCGUUCCGCCUCCGCAAACCGAAGCCCAAACCACCGUUGGUGGGCCCCACGUCAAGGGCCCAACCGAACCUCAACUUGGACAACAUGGAAAAGAAAAGGUUCGACAGUCUCGAGUCUUGGUCGAUGAUUUUGGAGUCCGAUAACAUGGAGACUUGGGAGGCCUCGAACGAGGAGGAGCGAGAAGAGUGGACGGCCGACCUUUCACAGCUCUUCAUCGGCAACAAAUUUGCUUCUGGGGCCCACAGCCGAAUCUACCGGGGAAUCUACAAGCAGAGGGCCGUUGCAGUCAAGAUGGUGAGGAUCCCGACCAAUAGGGAGGAGACACGUGUCCUCCUCGAGCGCCAGUUCAAGAGUGAGGUCGCCUUGCUUUCCCGUUUGUACCAUCCAAGUAUCGUGCAGUUCAUUGCAGCAUGUAAGAAGCCACCCGUAUACUGCAUCAUUACUGAGUACAUGUCUCAAGGGACACUAAGAAUGUACCUUAACAAAAAAGAGCCUUAUUCCCUCUCGAUCGAGACUAUCCUCAGGCUAGCUCUCGAUAUAUCUCGUGGAAUGGAGUAUCUCCACUCACAGGGCGUAAUUCAUAGGGACCUCAAAUCCAAUAACUUGCUAUUAAACGACGAAAUGCGAGUAAAAGUAGCGGAUUUCGGGACAUCGUGUCUCGAGACUCAGUGCAGAGAGACAAAGGGCAAUAUGGGAACUUACCGUUGGAUGGCACCAGAGAUGAUCAAGGAGAAGCCCUACACUCGAAAAGUCGAUGUGUAUAGCUUUGGGAUUGUUCUGUGGGAACUCACUACAGCUUUGCUUCCUUUCCAAGGAAUGACUCCCGUUCAGGCCGCUUUCGCCGUUUCUGAAAAGAACGAGCGGCCACCUUUACCGGCGAGCUGUCAACCGGCACUGGCCCACCUUAUAAAGAGCUGUUGGGCAUCAAAUCCCUCUAAGCGCCCGGAUUUCAACGAGAUUGUUUGUGCAUUGGAAAAAUACGAUGAGUGUGUGAAGGAAGGGCUACCUUUAACCCUUUACUCGGGACUAAAUACCCGAAAUGCCCUUCUCGAACGAAUAAAGGGCUGCGUGUCCAUGAGUUCAUCAUCCAUACCUGUACAUGCUUGAAUGACUCCAUGAAGAAGAAUGAUAAAUCGUUCGAUAUUUGUAUAAUUCUUGUGUUUAUCUUAAAAAAAAAAAAAGUUGGUAGAUUUUUGUUGUUUGUUAAGUAUGUACAUACUGUAAACGAUUUUCAUGUUGCUUUGAUAGCUACUGAAUAUUUGUUUGGCUGAAAACAAGCGCAGAAAAGAAAACCCGAGCCAGGGCAAAAACCAAAUCUCUUCGUUUAUGGUUUGCCGUUGCUUAACAUUAUCACUUGUGAGAAUAAAACUGACAAGAAAUAUGAUAAACUUUGAAAUAAACAUGAAAAACUGAAAGAAUCACAAGUUUGGAGCAAAAAUAUAUUUCAUAAUAGACAUUGCCUCUAGCCUGAAG